Molecule: messenger RNA, 1829 nt
Organism: Loxodonta africana (African savanna elephant)
Lineage: Eukaryota; Metazoa; Chordata; Mammalia; Proboscidea; Elephantidae
Product: ATP synthase subunit epsilon, mitochondrial-like
Exons: 2
Biological process (GO): proton motive force-driven mitochondrial ATP synthesis
Cellular component (GO): mitochondrial inner membrane
Molecular function (GO): proton-transporting ATP synthase activity, rotational mechanism
Source: RefSeq, a predicted model, not a curated record
AUGUCUUUGACAUAUGCUGGCUGCUCUGACAUUGACGGUGUCACAGUGUCCUCGCUAUUUGGACCAACAUGGCUGCCCGCUCAUGACAUCAGGGUGGCAUAUUGAUGACAGGCUGGGCUCAGCUACAUGUGCUAUCCCCAGAUCUGUGCAAAAGCAGUAAAGGAUGCACUGAAGACUGAGUUCAAGGCAAAUGCAGAGAAUACUUGUGGGCACAGCAUAAAAAUUGUGAAAAUGAAAAAGGAAUCAUCUACCCUGACUAAAGCUUAAAAUGCUGCAUUUCCAAGGUGAAGGUGUGUAGGCACAUGUUAUGGCAGAUUAAAAAUGAUCUCACUCCCUGAAAAAAGAUUUUUUUUUUUUUUUUUUUUUACUCCAUGGGGGGGGAAAAUGCCUGUCUUGUUGAUAGAUUGACAAUGCCAAUAAAUCGAAGUAUUAUUUUUUUUAAAAAAAGAGGAUUCAUUCUUGAAUACUAGAUUUGUAGAUCCCUUUCCAGCAUCCGGAAACCUGGUGGCGUAGUGGUUAAGUGCUAUGGCUUCUAACCAAAGGGUCGGCAGUUCGAAUCCGCCAGGCACUCCUUGGAAACUCUAUCGGACAGUUCUACUCUGUCCUAUAGGGUCGCUAUGAGUCGGAAUCGACCCAAUGGCACUGGGUUUAGUUUGGUUGGUGUUCCAGCAUCCAGAGCCCUGGUGGUGCGGUGGUUAAAUGUUUGGCUGCUAACCAAAGGGUCUGAGGUUUGAAUCCAGCAGCCGCUCUUUGGAAACCCUAUGGUGGCAGCUCUACUCUGUCCUAUAGGGUCUGUAUGAGUCAGAAUUGACUCCAUGGCAAUGGAUUGGGUUUGUUUGGUUUGUGGUUUCCAGCAUCCAGAAUUGCAUUUAUGUAAAGAGAGAUGCAUAGGUAUGUGCUCACUGCUCUAAUUAUUUUUCAAGGUUCUUUAUCAGUUUCAUUACUUUCCUGUUGCUGUUGCUGUUGUGUGCUGUUGAGUCAAUUCCGACUCAUAGUGACCCUAUAGGACAGAGUAGAACUGCCCCCAUAGGGUUUCCAAGGCUGUAAUCUUUUUAUGGAAGCAGACUGCCACAUCUUUCUCCCUUGGAAGGGCUGGUGGGUUCGAACUGCCUAGCAUCUGAACUCUUAACCACUGCACCACCAGGAUUCCUUCAGCUCUUGGUAGUCGUGAAGAAAAGCCUCAACAUUUGCAUCUGUCUUUCCCAUUAAGUUUAAGAUAAGUUCAUCAUUGAUCAAAACAAAGUUAGACUUCCAAAGGUAAAGGCAACUGUUUUACAUUAUGUUUUGUAAUUUGCAAUAUUUGACUGGUAUUUAUUUUUACUGUGAUACAAAUGCUUGAGGAGAAACAUCCAUGGUCUUUUGCUUCACAUAACUGUAAGAACACUGGUUGUGAUUGCUGUCAGUCCUAGGGGGGACAAUUUGCAUGUGAACAACUGAUUAGUCAGCUGCUGUUUCCAGUUUUAUGUGAAGUGUAUGUCAGACAAAGCCUCAUAUCCUAUUAGGGUCCUUCUAUCUCCAUUUGGGGAGUUUCAAAAAUUUGGUAUCCUAGAAUAGUUUGUUUUCUGAGAAAAAAGGAGUAGGAAAUGUUUUCCAUCCUUUAAAUUGAUAAGCCAUAAAAUUCAAGAUGCAGAUGGAAUUAGACCUUUAAAAUCUUUCUGUUGUAUUUAAUGUAAAUGUUCCCUUUUCUGGCCCCAAGAGGUAAGAAUAUGAACCUAAGAAAAGGAGACUAGCUCUUAGCAUUCAAGUCUUUCCAGUUUUUCAGCAUUAAUGAACUAUUUACUAUUCCUAAAAUCAUUUAUCAUGCAUCUUCUUAAAGUACUUUUCCCUAA